Messenger RNA from Prorocentrum cordatum, 959 nucleotides. Lineage: Eukaryota; Dinophyceae; Prorocentrales; Prorocentraceae. The record is from the annotation of a GenBank genome assembly.
GUCAGCCUGCACGUCACAGCAUGGACGCAGAGGACAGCGACGGCGACUUCGACGGCGCGCAUGUGCGCGCUCUGUGCUUCGACGCGGUCAACACUCGCCUCCACGACGUGCAGUUGGAGGUCGACAAGAUCGCGGGCUCAUCGGUCAAGUCGGCGACGCAGGAGGAGACGGCGCCCAUCACGGCCGCGUUCCAGGCGAAUUUCGACAGGUGCAUGGCUGCGUGCAAGAAGGACAUGGACGAGUUCCCGAAGCGCAUGGACCAGCAUAUCGCGGCCGUGGUCACACCCAAGCUCGGCGCGCUGCGCGCGGAGGUCCUGCAGCGGCGCGACGAGAUCCGCGGCGAGAUCACGCAGGUGGACUCGAAGGUUACAGAACACGAUCGGCCCUUGGGCGAGAUGCAAAGCCAGAUCAAGGAGCUCCAGGCGGCAUUGGUUGUCGCCAACUCACAGCGCCCUGCUCCGAAGGAGAUGCAGAUCACUGGGGAUAUGUGGUCGUUAUCUUCACCUGGCCCGCUCGCCAAGAUGUUUGCGCUGCAGAUCUCAGGGGCGACGGGCCUGGCUUCCAGGCACGUGCAGAAGAUCUUCAGCGGCUUGCGCAUCUCGGGCACGCAGUGGCGUGAGUUUGAAGUUCCAACGCAGGCGGGCGGCACGACGCGCUUGCACAUCUCGGGCGACAAGAACCCGAAGCAGAUCAAGAAGGAGAUCACAGACAGGAAGCUGCGCGCAAAGCUGCAGGAGGUCCACGGCCAUGAGCAGAAGAUCUCCUUCGACAGGGACCGCGGCUGGCUCUCGCUCGGCUGGGGUGCCCUGUGCAAGAUUGAGGUUCUCCCUGGGCGCGAGGAGGCAGAGAUCUUCUGGAACCCUGGCACCAUCACGAAGUACGGCAAGUCGGAGGAUUUGCUGGUCGAGGCUGUAGGUGGGCUGCUCCAGCCAGAUCGAGAGCCGCAGUGGCGCCUUUAG